Messenger RNA from Antechinus flavipes (yellow-footed antechinus), 2462 nucleotides. It is a transcript of the gene KRT72, whose product is annotated as keratin 72. The transcript has 9 exons. Gene Ontology annotation, molecular function: structural constituent of skin epidermis. The record is from RefSeq and is a predicted model, not a curated record. NCBI's taxonomy places the organism in Eukaryota, Metazoa, Chordata, Mammalia, Dasyuromorphia, Dasyuridae. Bases 1 to 1578 code for a protein of 525 amino acids. Gene Ontology annotation, biological process: intermediate filament organization; keratinization. Gene Ontology annotation, cellular component: keratin filament.
AUGAGUCGCCAGUUCAAUCACUAUCCCAGUGGGGACCGCAUUGGCUUCAGUGGUUGCUCAGCUAUCAUUUCAAGUCGGCUUAGCAGCAGUUCAACCUCCUUCCGAGGUGGGGUGAAGGGAGUAGGGGCAGCAGCCUUUGGCAGCAAAAGUCUUUACAGCCUGUGUGGCAACCGUCGCAUUUCCAUCAGUGCCACGACAGGGGCAUCCCGGACUGGGAGCUAUGCCCUUGGCCAUGGGGCUGGCUUUGGGGGAGGCAGGGUGAGUGGGUUUGUGGGAACAAUAUUCGGAAAUGCUGGGCUUGGACCUGCGUGUCCUUCGGUGUGUCCUCCCGGAGGCAUCCCCCAGGUGACCAUCAACAAGAGCCUCCUUGCCCCGCUCAAUGUGGAGUUGGACCCUGAGAUUCAGAAAGUGAGGACCCAGGAACGUGAGCAGAUCAAGGCACUCAACAACAAGUUUGCCUCUUUCAUUGACAAGGUGCGUUUUCUGGAGCAACAAAACCAGGUGUUGGAAACUAAGUGGAACCUACUGCAGCAGCUGGACCUGAGCAACUGCAAGAGGAAUCUAGAACCCAUUUAUGAAGGCUACAUCAGCAAACUUCGGAGACAGCUGGAGACACUGUCAGGAGAUAGGGUGAGACUGGACUCUGAGCUUAGGAACAUGCAGGAUUUGGUGGAGGACUUCAAGAAGAGAUAUGAGGUGGAGAUCAAUAAACGAACAGCUGCUGAGAAUGAGUUUGUGGUGCUCAAGAAGGAUGUAGAUGCAGCCUACAUGAACAAAAUAGAGCUCCAAGCCAAGGUGGAUGCCGUAACUGAUGAGAUCAAAUUCCUUAAGUGCCUGUAUGAAGGGGAGGUUGCCCAGAUCCAGUCCCAUAUUAGUGACACAUCUGUCAUCCUCUCCAUGGACAAUAAUCGAGACCUGGACCUGGACAGCAUCAUUGAUGAGAUCAAAACCCAGUAUGAAGAGACUGCCAUGAGAAGCAAGACUGAGGCUGAGGCCCUUUAUCAGAGCAAGAUCCAGGAACUACAAGUCACAGCUGGACGGCAUGGUGAUGACCUUAAACUUACCAAGGCUGAGAUCUCAGAACUUAAUCGACUGAUCCAGAGACUUCGUUCAGAGAUUGGGAGCGUGAAGAAACAGUGCGCCAAUCUGGAAACAGCUAUCGCGGAUGCUGAGCAGCGGGGUGACUGUUCUCUGAAGGACGCCAGAGCCAAGCUGGAUGAGUUGGAGAGCGCCUUACACUGCUCCAAGGAGGAGCUGGCCCGCCUAUUGCGGGACUAUCAAGAGCUGAUGAGCGUCAAGCUGGCUUUGGACAUGGAGAUCGCUACCUACAGGAAGUUACUGGAGGGGGAGGAGUGCAGAAUGUCUGGUGAAUAUCCCAAUUCUGUGAGCAUCUCGGUCAUCAGCAGCACCAACACUGGACCAGGAGGCACGGGCUUCAGUGUGGGCUUUGGAACCUCGAGCACUUACAGCUAUAAGCCAGGAACUACUGACAUCAAAACCAAGGGCAGCUGUGGAAGUGACUACAAAGAGCCGAUGACCAAGGGUGGCAGCUCUCCAGCCAAAAAGGGCUCCAGAUAAGGGCUGAGCAGUCUAGUGUCCUAGUUCAGAAUAUGUGCAAGGAAUCUUUGGGCCCCUGCUGCUACCCAGCAACCCCCUGUUGGGCUCCCAGGUCAGGAAGUUCUCUUUGCUCUCAAAAGGCCUGAUUGGUUCCCUCUCUUGACAUUCUCUGUAUCUUCCGGGAGGGGGAUCCAGCCCAGCCUAGAUGUGGACUCUGAUUACUACUGCUCCUCUGUGGGCCAUCUUCACAGGGCCACAGACUCAAGAAUGGCUGGCAUCUCUAUGUAACUUUAAUGCUUGCAAAGUGCUUUAUAGACAUUUUUUGUCUUUAGCCUCACAACAGUACUAUGGAAUAUUAUAGAUACUCUCAUCUAAAUGAAGAAACUGAGGCUCAGAGAAGUAAUUUACUCCUCCUGUGAAGUAGGUGAUAUUAUCCCUCCCUCCAGCCCCAUUUUACAGAUGAGGAAACUACUAUCUAGGAUGGUUAAAUGACUUGCUCCCCCAGGAUUAUGCAACUAGUAUUUUUACUCAGGUCAUCUUGACUCCAAUCCAGCAGUCUAUUUACUAUGCCCCACCUAACUGCCUACACAUUAUGGUCAUACAACUAAAUGGCAAGGGCACGCCCCAAACCAGGGUUAGUAUCCCAUUCAUUCUACUUUGCUGCCUCUCAAAGUACAAAGGAUUUACAUGUUCUGGAUGCUGCUCAGCCCCUCCAGCCAUCAUAUCUCCCGAUACCUCAGCCCCCAGCCCCAAUCCCUAUAUACAUAGAAUUGCCAGCUUUAGAUUGCCAAAGAGAACUCUUGCCAUGGGCUGUCCAUAUGCUUGUCCUGAUGCUGUGUCUGUUGUCUAACUAUGGUUGAUCAUUGUCAGUUUUCUGCUGCCUCCCAAAUAAAUGUUAUAUGCUA